Pelodiscus sinensis (Chinese soft-shelled turtle) is the source of this 1679-nucleotide messenger RNA. The record is from RefSeq and is a predicted model, not a curated record. NCBI's taxonomy places the organism in Eukaryota, Metazoa, Chordata, Testudines, Trionychidae.
GAAAACAUCUACAUGCAUUUCAAGGCAUAGUAGGCUCAGAAAGCACAGCACAGCAGCUGAGUAAGCAAGCGGUGGAAAAGCAAGGAAAUUUUCACUGCCUCCGUGGAAAAGAACAACUUGAGGAGUCUCGGAUUUCUUCAGCUUGCCACUUGUUUCCCGUGCCUCAUGCCGGGUUCUCCUGGAUUUAAAAGGUGCCAGACAUGCCGGGAUGCCAUGCCUGUGUCUGAUGGACAUGCUGAAUGCAUUAAGUGCCUUGGCAAAUCCCACCAGACUCAGAAGUGCCAGCACUGCUCAAAAUUAACCUCCAGAGCGCAGAUGGACCGGGCUAAUAGGCUGAAAACAAUUCUUUACGAGAAGUCUCUCCAACCUCCAUUUGACAACCCACCAGCGGCUCCAGAAAUGGCCUUUCUGACCAAGGGUACGGACAAGUCAUGUCCCUCUGCCCAGUCUACCCCGGCGGCAUCAAGAACGUCUAGUUCCCUGACCCGCUCGCUACCCUCGGCGUCCUCAGCCUCACGGGUUAGCACGCGGACAAGCCGGGCACGUCUGGUACGGCUUCGGCCAAAACACUGGCACCACACAAGCGAGCGCACUUUGAGCCGAGACAGAAAGCAUCGGCACCACCAGUGCCAACGGCAUCGACCUUGUCCUCGGCACCGGCAGGCCAUAAGGAAUGCUCGGUACUGAAACAACCACGGCACCAGGUGCCGGCACAGACUGUGGAGAAACCCUGCACCAACAUGCCGCCCCUGUGUCGCUCAGCACCGCCAUCGACACUGAGCAACUCCUACGCCUCGGCACCGAGCCACCAUGAUGCGCGCUAUCAUUCCCCGGUACAGAGCCGUUCACCGCUAGCACCGACUUUACCAACUUCUUCGGUGCAGUCAGUUCAUUCAGGUAGAUCGUCCCACAUCUCACGGUCUCCAAGCAAUGCAGGCACGGAACCUAGGAAUAGAUUCUCCUCCCAACAUUCCAGUCCUGUCCACAGACCUUCCUGGCAGCAUCCGGUCACACAGUAUGCAUACCCACCUCUGCCACCACCAUGGUAUGCUCAAAAAUAUAUUUCCCCCCCCCCGCCAUACGCUAUUCAAUGGCAGCCAUGUGAGCCAAGACCAAAGCGAAGUCAUCAUCAUCCUCCUUCAACAACUUACAGGAGACCGGCUUCGCCACCUCUAACUGCGUCCAUGACAGAGCCAAAUUCCCCAAGCCGCUCUGAGACACAGGAUUCUCCCUCAGAGGGCGAAGACAGAUCCCCGCUACAUAACUCCUCAUCCUCUCCUGAUGAGGCUGUCACACCGGAAGCCCCACCAUCCGGUGAUGACUCUAGGAAAUUUCAUGAUCUUUUUAAAAGGGUGGCGCUAGCACAGGAAAGGGACUUAGAGAAGGUACAAGUUAAACAAUAUAAACUCCUACGGACACUGGAAUCAUCUACUACUUCUCGACUGGCAAUCCCUAGGGAUGAGGCCAUUAUGGACCCAGCCGAAAAUAUCUGGCAGACUCCUGCGUCUAUUCCCCCCACCAACAAGAAGGCUGACCGCAAGUACUUUAUUGCACCAAAGGAUACGGAUUUCCUUUUCACCCAUCUACCACCUAACUCCCUAGUGGUGGAUUCGGUUCGUCACAAAGGAAGACAACCUAACCUAAAGAGGAUACACAGGAUAGAGAUCACAAGAGAAUAG